AUGUUUAUAGAAUGCUAUGCUUCGAUCCUUCUUCGUGGGAAGAGAACCGCCAGCUUCUCGUUUGCAUGCGCUGGCCUCAUUCUUGUCCCAGGAAAGAGCAGCUUUCGAUCGCACUUCCCUCUUUCGCUGUCACGAUUCAACAUCCCCGCCCCUUCGUCUGAUUGCCGCCAUCCCGUGGUGGAGCCGGACGUGCUGCUGGUCCCUCUUCUCGGCUUCGAUCGGAUUGGACGGCGCCUUGGCUACGGCGGCGGCUUUUACGACCGCACGCUCUCGGACCUGCGCAGAAGACGGGGGACACACGAGAAAGCUGCUCGGUCACAGAGCAAGACAGACUGCUUUGGCCCAGCAGGCCCCGUCUCUGAUCGCCUCCGAACGGCGGAGCCUUUGAGGCGGACAACGAAGGCCUCCUUACCCCUCGUGGUCUGUGGAAUCGCUUUCGACUGCCAAGAAGUCGACGAAAUCCCCGCUGAAGGAUUCGACGAGCCUCUCGACUGCGUCCUCACCGAAAGCGACUUGAGAAUCUUCUCCCCGGAGCUGGCAGAGAAAGUCGCGUAG
Neospora caninum is the source of this 555-nucleotide messenger RNA. Its product is annotated as putative 5-formyltetrahydrofolate cyclo-ligase domain-containing protein. Bases 1 to 555 code for a protein of 184 amino acids. Gene Ontology annotation, biological process: tetrahydrofolate interconversion; folic acid-containing compound biosynthetic process. Gene Ontology annotation, molecular function: 5-formyltetrahydrofolate cyclo-ligase activity. The transcript is spliced from 3 exons. Lineage: Eukaryota; Apicomplexa; Conoidasida; Eucoccidiorida; Sarcocystidae. The record is from RefSeq and is a predicted model, not a curated record.